CAGCAUGUCACAGUCACAGGAGAGCAGAGGCUUCAAACAGCUCAUGCCCGGCGAUGAAUCAGGUGGACUCUACAUCCUGAUGCUGGUGUCCUUCUUCCCGCUGUACUACUGGUGCUUUACAGACGAAAGUACUGAGGAUGAGUUUGAAAUAUCCUUUGUUUGCCAUCGGCCUGAUGAUCUGGAAAUACUACAGGAAGAGACUGAAUUCAGCAAGAAAGAGCUGCAGUUCCUCUACAGGGCCUUCAAAAAUGAAUGUCCCAGUGGAGUGGUGACUGAGGACGUGUUUAAACUCAUUUACUCUCAGUUCUUCCCACAGGGAGAUUCAAGCAUUUAUGCACAUUACCUCUUUGAGGCAUUUGACACUAACAUGAAUGGCUGUUUGAGUUUUAAGGAGUUUGUUGCUGGUCUGUCACUCAUCCUUAGAGGCUCAAUAUAUGACCGGCUAAAUUGGGCAUUUAAUUUCUAUGAUCUUGAUAAAGAUGGAUUCAUCACAAGAGAGGAGAUGAUGAAGAUCAUGGAGUCGAUUUAUAAUUUGAUGGGGAAGUAUGUGUAUCCCUCCAUACAUAAUGAUACUCCCAGAGAACAUGUGGAAAACUUCUUUCAGAAAAUGGACAGAAACCGUGAUGGAGUGAUCACCAUUGAGGAGUUCAUGGAGUCAUGUCAAAAGGAUGCAAAUAUCAUGCGGUCAAUGCGGCUGUUUGACAGCGUCUUUUAGGAGUUUCUGCCCGGCUGUGGAUUUCAGCUCAUUCUUCUCUCUCCAUCAGGAGAUUUCUCCAUCAAGAAUCUUACGGUUUUCACACUGUACUUGUGUGGGGUUUGCCUUUUGCUCUAAUCAUAGAAGGCCUUUAGGGAAGCACACAUCUGAUAGGGAAAAGCUUUUUAGCUCUUUCUGGAAACAUCAGUAUGCAAAAAAGUAUGUUUCGUUUUUAACCAUACUGUUUAUUGUAUUUAUUUUUUAUUAACUUUUAUUGUGUUAACUCUGAUUUUAUCUCUUGUUCUUUUACUGAUGAUAAGUGCACUACAGUAAGAAUGUGAGGGUUAAUUUUGUGUUACAAAUGGUAUGUUUCAAUUUGAAAAAGGGAGGAAAUGCAUGUUUUAAACCAGCGGUCAUUAAAGCAGAACAGAUGCACAGACAAGAGUGUAUUUUGUUGAGCUGGAAAUAAACAUGUACCACAAGAAGCAUGUUAUUUAGCUUACCUGAAAACAACAAGAAAAACAAUGUAGUAUGCUGUG
Molecule: messenger RNA, 1233 nt
Organism: Onychostoma macrolepis
Lineage: Eukaryota; Metazoa; Chordata; Actinopteri; Cypriniformes; Cyprinidae
Product: Kv channel-interacting protein 2
Exons: 8
Coding region: 5-715 (236 amino acids)
Biological process (GO): regulation of potassium ion transmembrane transport
Cellular component (GO): voltage-gated potassium channel complex
Molecular function (GO): calcium ion binding; potassium channel regulator activity
Source: RefSeq, a predicted model, not a curated record